AUGACACGCACUGUGGUGGUAACAUGCGGUGCUACUGUACCGUUUCCGGGCCUUGUAGAAGCGAUCUUGGACCUGAACUUCUUACACGCAAUACACGAACGCUGGGGCUUUGGGAGAGUGAUCAUUCAAUACGGAAAGGGUUACAACGUUGAGUUCGAGAAAAGGAUGAGAUUCUUGGGAAGCGAACCUGAAAGAAAAGAUACGGUUGUUGAGAUAUCUAAGAAACUGGGAGUUGAGCUAGAGUUUUAUGGACGAGUCGGAGGAGUUGAAAUCUGCGGGUUUGCGUUUACCACGGCCAUCCAGGAUCUUCUGCGAACGCAUGCCGAUGUGGUGGUCUCACACGCAGGUACGGGAUCUAUCUUGGACGCUUUAAGACUACAAAAACGAUUGGUUGUAGUGGCUAAUACGGGCCUUAUGGAUAAUCAUCAAAUGCAAAUUACAGAUCGUCUCGAGUCACGUGGCCACCUUGUCGCGGCGCACGAAACGAGUUCAGCAGCCGUAUUAGAAGCGAUUUCCGUUUUGGAAAGGCAAGCUCCAGUACCAUUGGCGUCUGGGACUAGUGCUGUGGGCUUUACCAAUCUUUUGAUGAACGUUGCAACAUCAUAG
Lachancea sp. 'fantastica' is the source of this 606-nucleotide messenger RNA. The record is from the annotation of a GenBank genome assembly. NCBI's taxonomy places the organism in Eukaryota, Fungi, Ascomycota, Saccharomycetes, Saccharomycetales, Saccharomycetaceae.